CUGUGGAUAAGAUCACCGGGGCAGCCAUGGAAGAACUUACGGCUUUUGUAUCCAAAUCUUUUGACCAGAAAAGCAAAGAGAGCAGCAGCGGCAGUGGCAGCAGCAACAAGAAGGAGACGAUCACGUACAGGGAAGUUUUGGAGAGUGGGUUGGCUCGCUCGAGGGAGCUUGGAAACUCUGACUCUAACCUGCAGGACAUGACAGAGAGCAGCAACCAUUGCCCGGUGCAUCUUUUCAAAGACCACGUAGAGAGCGACAAGGACAAACUGAAGGAGUUCAGCACGGGCAGGACGGCGGAAGGGAUCUACGAGUGCAAAGAGAAGAGGGAAGAUGUGAAGUCAGAAGAUGAAGAUGGACAGACCAAGCUCAAACAAAGAAGAAGCAGAACGAAUUUCACACUAGAGCAGCUGAAUGAGCUGGAAAGACUUUUUGAUGAGACUCACUAUCCGGAUGCCUUCAUGAGGGAGGAACUAAGCCAGAGGCUGGGACUGUCUGAAGCUAGGGUUCAGGUGUGGUUCCAGAACAGGAGAGCAAAGUGCCGAAAGCAGGAAAACCAGAUGCACAAAGGUGUGAUCCUGGGAACCGCCAGCCAUUUAGACGCCUGCAGAGUGGCCCCCUAUGUGAAUAUGGGAGCCUUGAGGAUGCCUUUCCAACAGGUCCAGGCGCAGCUGCAGCUGGAGGGCGUGGCCCACGCACAUCCGCACCUGCAUCCACACCUGGCGGCCCACGCUCCCUAUCUGAUGUUCCCGCCACCGCCCUUCGGGCUGCCCAUCGCCUCCCUGGCUGAGUCCGCCUCCGCCGCCGCCGUGGUGGCCGCCGCCGCCAAGAGCAACAGCAAGAACUCCAGCAUCGCCGACCUGCGGCUCAAAGCCCGCAAGCACGCCGAGGCUCUGGGGCUCUGACAGGC
Molecule: messenger RNA, 907 nt
Organism: Calypte anna (Anna's hummingbird)
Lineage: Eukaryota; Metazoa; Chordata; Aves; Apodiformes; Trochilidae
Gene: SHOX
Product: short stature homeobox
Exons: 5
Coding region: 27-902 (291 amino acids)
Biological process (GO): regulation of transcription by RNA polymerase II
Cellular component (GO): nucleus
Molecular function (GO): sequence-specific double-stranded DNA binding; DNA-binding transcription factor activity, RNA polymerase II-specific
Source: RefSeq, a predicted model, not a curated record